Choloepus didactylus (southern two-toed sloth) is the source of this 3062-nucleotide messenger RNA. RefSeq names its product matrix metallopeptidase 7 (gene MMP7). Gene Ontology annotation, biological process: proteolysis; extracellular matrix organization; collagen catabolic process. Lineage: Eukaryota; Metazoa; Chordata; Mammalia; Pilosa; Megalonychidae. The record is from RefSeq and is a predicted model, not a curated record. Gene Ontology annotation, molecular function: metalloendopeptidase activity; zinc ion binding. Gene Ontology annotation, cellular component: extracellular matrix.
UCUUGAACAGCAGCUAUGCAGCUGGCAGUACUCUGGGCUGUGUGUUGCUGCCCUGGCGCCUGCACUACACUGCCACAGGAGGCAGUGGGCAUGAGUGAGCAGCAGUGGAAAAGGCUCAGGUAUGACUAUCUGAAGAGAUUUUAUGCAUUUGACUCAAAAACACGGGAUGCCAAGAGUUUAGAAGGCAAACUCAAGGAGAUGCAAAAGUUCUUUGGCUUGCCUAUCACUGGAAUACUAAACUUUCAGAUCAUAAAAAUAAUGCAGAAGCCCAGAUGUGGAGUGCCAGAUGUUGCAAAAUACUCACUCUUCCCAGAUGGUCCAAAAUGGACUUCCAAAGAAGUCACCUACAGGAUCAUAUCAUACACUCGAGACUUACCACGUAUCAGAGUGGAUCAAUUAGUGACCAAGGCUUUAAACACGUGGAGCAAAGAGAUUCCACUGCGCUUCAAGAGGGUUCGGUGGGGAGUUGCUGAUAUCAUGAUCGGCUUUGCCAGAGGAGCUCAUGGGGACUACUACCCAUUUGAUGGACCAGGAAACACACUGGCUCAUGCCUUUGCCCCUGGGCCAGGCCUAGGAGGAGAUGCUCACUUUGAUGAGGAUGAACGCUGGUCUGACGGUAGCAGUUUAGGAGUUAACUUCCUGUAUGUUGCAACUCAUGAACUUGGCCAUUCUUUGGGGCUGGAACAUUCAUCUGAUCCUAAUUCUGUGAUGUAUCCAACAUACGGAUAUGAUGACUCCCAGGAUUUCAAACUUUCACAGGAUGACAUCAAAGCCAUUCAGAAAAUAUAUGGUUUUUCAGGCUUCGUACCUGCUUUUAUCUCUUGGGUGGAAAAAGAGGUGGAGGCGUGGAACCCAGAGGCCCAGGAGAGCCCAGCAACUGUCAGCAGAGGAUCUAGAGAUGGGAAUGAGGAGAAAGAAGGGCUGAAGAAGAGUCUGAAGGAAAAGAGAUGGAGCGUGAGAGAGGGUCUCUCCAGGAGCGUUUGAUAUGCACCACACCACCAGGCCCCAACAACCAAGCCGCCUGCCCUGGGCUCUGCCAGACUCAAAGGCAGAGCCCUUUCCAGCCUUGGCUCCAGGACACUCCAACCCACAGAGCGCUCUAACCUUGCCUGGACUCUGUCUUCAACUUCAGCUACCCUUCCCUCCUGGCCAACAACCAGCGGGUCCACUCCCGGAAGUGGCCCUUUCCCUGUGACCAGUGCCAGGCUCACGUCUCUCAGUGCAACUACCUGCUCCAGCAUUAGUUCAUCCCGACAGGUGAGAAGCCCUUCCGCCAGAGAGCUUCCCUAGCCAUUCACAGGCAGGUUCACACAGGGGAGAAGCCCUACACAUGCCCAGACUGCAAGAAUCACUGCACUUACCCUACCUACUGGCCAUCUACCAGCAAGAAGCCCUACAGCUGUCCAGACCGCAGCUUCCGUUUUGUCUGUACACCCUGCUGGCCAUCCAUAGGUGCACACAGAAGAGCAAGAAGUCCUACUCCUGUUCCGACCACGGCUUCUGCUUUAUCUACUCAUCUCUCCUCCUCAGUCACUGGCAUAUUCACUGCAAUUCAGCCCUUCCCAGUGGAUCCAUUGCUCUGGCAGUGAGAGGGUGAAUUCAGUGGCAGCAGCCUGCAGUAGGGCUUUCAGACCCAGUCCCUGUUUUGGGUGGCCAGGAUCCCCCAGUUCAUGUCUAGUACUUUCCAGAUAUAUUUCAAGAGUGUGGCUGACAGUGCUCACAUGAGAUGAUCAGAGUUUUCUCUGGAAAGGAAGAGGCAAUGCUUAGGCUUGUUUGGGGGAUGAGGAAAGGAAGUUUGUUUUAAGGAAAACAAAGUUGUGUUAGGAAACAAGCAGAGGUAACGGUGCAAACAGAAGGUCCGUGGCAAAGAGGCAGGAAUCUGAAAGGCUUCCUAAGGGCUAGACCCAUUUUCUGAAGCUCCUGCUCACAGAACUCCUUAUUCCAAGUCCCACUUGGGAUUGCUUCACCGCAGACCAUACACCUAACUGGUGCCCAAAGAGGGCUUUUCUUUCUGGAUUGAUCUUUCCCUUAGAAUGCUCUCCCUUCUAGUUUGUAUCUCUCCUGCUUCUCAAGGGUGGGGCCACCCAGACUGAAAAGCCUACUAACAGAGCCCACACCUGCUCUGGUUCUCCUGGAAUAGAAUCUGUCCCCAUUGGGGGAGGCUCCUCCCAGGAUCCUGGCAGUAAAACACCACCCAGCAAUAGGCAAGGAAACAUGCAUGGUGUUAAUCGCUGUUGGCUGCAGGACAGUGGUCUCAGGUGGGGAACUCACCGGGCCCCACCUUCAUUCUGUACCUAGAGGGCACAAGUAUCAAACCUAAGGAACUUUAGGGUUGGGCCAUCUCUUCACUGUAUGUAGUGAUGAUUGCAGUGGUUUUUUUUUCUUGAGAUAUAUGCAUGUUCCCUGACUUUUAUAUCAUUUGAGUAAAAUAAGUAUUCCAGGCCAUUGUAGCUGGAAAUAUAAUGCUGGAGACUUUCUUUUUUGUAAAAGGAGUAAAUUAUUUUUGAUUAGAGUUGAAAACAAGGCAGUCUCUAAUCAUUACCAUAACAUUUGUACAUAUCAACCAUUAAGAGAGGUCUUUCACUCAUUUAGAUCAUCACAAGAACUACUACUGCAAAUAGAAAGAAGAGAGCUUUAUUAACAGUAUAGCAAUUAGCAAAUUGGGCAACACCAAGCAAAAGCAGGUGUUCCACAGCAUUCAGGGGGCAUUGGGAAUUUAUAGUUAAAAAGGGAAAUUGUGGUUGUCAGACAAAUUCUGUUCUAGUGGCUUAUUGGAACAUCAAGGCAGCAGGAAACUUGUUCAGAGCUCACUGGUCAGAGCUUAGGUUUCUUUUUCUCAUCCGAUUUCUUGUAAGCUUUAAGUUUUGUUCUCCAAGCUGCACAUGCUUGAAGUCUGGUUGCGUCCACACAGGGCGUCCAUCUUGUGCACCUCCUUUGUUAGGAACCACUUUGUAACCCAGGGCCUGAAAGUCCAUUUAGAGUUCCUUUCACAAGAUCUGAUAGCCCUUCUUUUUUUUCAUUAAUGGUAGCCCUACUUUGGGGGGGGGGGGGGCUUAAUUUUU